AGCAAAAGAUUGAGGACUGUAUAAUUCUGUAACCCCUGCACCUUUAUCCACAACCACAAAGCUUGAGCUUCUUCUCACUUCAACAACAUCUUACCCGAAAACUCAAAACAACAAACGCUCUCGCCUCUCAGAGAUGGCGCUGGCUUCUGCGACGGCGACGGCAAUGGCGUCCUCCGCCUUCAGUUUCCUACCAUGCUCUUCUUCUCCGACCCGUCUCUCUUACGCUUCAGUUCGAUUACCUCCAUCAAUCAAAACCAACUCGGUUAAACUCAGUUCUUCAGCUUGCAUUUCCACUCCAAUUUUUCAACCAAAGCUCUGCACCGUUACUCCUCCGUCGUCUCGCUCUCUCACCAUUGUAGCUGCUAAAGGCUACAAAAUGAAAACUCACAAGGCGUCGGCAAAGCGAUUUCGCGUGACUGGUAAAGGGAAAAUCGUGCGUAGGAGAGCUGGAAAGCAGCAUUUGCUGCAGAAGAAGAAUACCAAGAGGAAAUUGAGACUCUCCAAAAUGCACCCGGUUAACAGGAGUGACUAUGACAACGUAAUUGGAGCCUUGCCAUAUCUGAAAGUAAACAGAAAUGCUACAUAGAUGUCGUGUUUUCGAUCUGAGUCAUGAGCCUGACUGCACUUAGUCCAGUGACUUGUUACUUCUCCAAUUCCAUCUGAAAGAUUUUGUAUUUUUCAAAUGAAUUGAAGUAGUUUUUGUUAUUUGAGAUAUCAGUACCUCAUGAAAAUGGUACCAUUCCUGUAUUGUGUAAUAUUGUGUAUUUAUUCACAUUACCCUAUUGCAACUUUGUAUUCACUUAUUUCCAUCUUUCCUGUUUAGCA
Lotus japonicus is the source of this 825-nucleotide messenger RNA. Its product is annotated as 50S ribosomal protein L35, chloroplastic. The transcript has 3 exons. Gene Ontology annotation, cellular component: ribosome; large ribosomal subunit. The record is from RefSeq and is a predicted model, not a curated record. Lineage: Eukaryota; Viridiplantae; Streptophyta; Magnoliopsida; Fabales; Fabaceae. Gene Ontology annotation, molecular function: structural constituent of ribosome. Gene Ontology annotation, biological process: translation. Bases 134 to 586 code for a protein of 150 amino acids.